AUGAGAAUUAUUCUAGUCCUUAUAUUUGCUUUAAACUUUCUUCAAUAUCCUUUUCUUCUUCAUCCAUUUGCGUCCGCAUUUAUUUCGAGUUUCCCUGGCGCAGUUUACAUCUUCGAAACUCUUUUCCUCCACGACAUUUUCACUUUAAUCUUCACCAAAUUCCAAUCAAUUAACCAACAAAUCAAAUCUUCCGAAGACAUCGAAGCAAUGGAAAACACUUCUCACCGUUAUUGCCUCCUCGUGGACUUGGCAAACGAAAUUAUCAAACAUUUUACAAUGAGUUUAUUAUUCACAUUCCUAUUCUGGUUCGCAUAUUUCAUAGUAUCAAUUUAUUUCAGUCUGUGUUUCAUAACACUAAGAAUUGUUUGGCUGAGAACAAUUUUCUCGAUUCUAGCUUUCAUCCUCUACGAGAUUUUUUGGCUUUUUAUGAUGAUUCACAGUUUUGCGCAAAUACUAAACGAAGAGAGGAAAAUUGCGUCACAAGUGCACCAAAUCUGGAACAAAUACACAACACAAGGGAAAAUUGAUGCAAAAAUAAGACAUCUCGAAUUACUCGCAAUGCGAUUUUUUCACACCAAAUUGGAAUUAACAGUCAACGGUUUUUUCACACUUGACUGGACAUUUUGUCACUUGAUAAUUUCAGCACUGGCCACUUAUUGCGUCAUAAUUAUACAAUUUUUAAUAUAA
This is a messenger RNA of Tribolium madens (black flour beetle), 687 nucleotides long. RefSeq names its product putative gustatory receptor 28a. Gene Ontology annotation, cellular component: neuronal cell body; membrane; axon. The transcript is spliced from 2 exons. The coding region runs from base 1 to 687 and encodes 228 amino acids. Gene Ontology annotation, biological process: sensory perception of taste. The record is from RefSeq and is a predicted model, not a curated record. NCBI's taxonomy places the organism in Eukaryota, Metazoa, Arthropoda, Insecta, Coleoptera, Tenebrionidae.